This is a messenger RNA of Trematomus bernacchii (emerald rockcod), 2929 nucleotides long. RefSeq names its product solute carrier family 22 member 7-like. The transcript has 11 exons. Gene Ontology annotation, molecular function: transmembrane transporter activity. The record is from RefSeq and is a predicted model, not a curated record. NCBI's taxonomy places the organism in Eukaryota, Metazoa, Chordata, Actinopteri, Perciformes, Nototheniidae. Gene Ontology annotation, biological process: transmembrane transport. Gene Ontology annotation, cellular component: membrane. Bases 674 to 2356 code for a protein of 560 amino acids.
UGAAAUAUUAUUUAUUUUAUUUAAAUAAAAAGCAAUGUUCAUUUUGUUCACAAUUUGUUUAGUUAAUUGACCUUGUUUUUUUCAAAAUAACCGAUACGAGUACCGUUAAAGGACCGGAUAGAUAAGCGGUAUCGAUAAAAGUAGUAGUACAGUUAAAACCUUAACGAUCCGAAUAGUCCAUUAAUCGAUUAUCAAAUUAGUCGUUUGUUGCAGCCCUUCUGUUAGGUCAAUUAGUAGGUCUGAGUAAUUGCCGGAAUAAAUUAACAGGCCUCCCGACUCCAACAAUGUAAUGCUCAUUUUAAAAGCUUUCCUAUGAAAUAUCAGAAAAGCUGAGGAUUUCAGAAAGUAGUUGAAAUAUUGUAAAAAAAAACAGCAGCUACAUGAACUAAUUACUGAUUUCUCAGAGUCAAAGAUCAAUAGCUGUGUGCAUUGCUGCUGAUUUUUUCUUACAAAACAUCAUUGUUUGCAAGGCGUGUUGGUGACCUUACAUGCAGUACUGAUGUAGAUUGUAGUUGUGGUUGCAUUAGAUAAUUGUGAAUGAAGAAGUUUCGUUGUAGACAAAAAAUUGACAAAAUGUUCUCUGAAAAAGAAGACUAAUGCCAAAGCUCUUCUUCUCCUUCACUCCGGGAAUAUUAAGCUUCAUGUCAGCGUUGAAAGUGCAGCAGCAGCAAAAAUGAAUUUUGACAGCCUACUCUCGGAAAUAAAUGGAUUUGGAACAUUUCAAAUCCAGCUGGUGUUGAUUCAGGCCUUGUCUCGAGUCACGCUGCCCUGCCACUUUCUGCUGAAUAACUUCAUGGCAGCGGUUCCCGAUCACCACUGCAACGUCCUGGGCGAUGGAGGCCUCUUCGGGAACUUAACACAGGAACAGAAACUUGGGAUUCCAGCGGGGCCGGACGGGACCCCGAGCUCCUGCCUGAUGUUUACAAAACCCCAAUAUGAACAUCUGGCGGGUUUCAACAGCAGCGACGAGGCUUUCACUGUCCAGUGUCAGAAAGGAUGGGUGUACGACAACAGCACAUAUAAAUCCACUUUGGCCACAGAGUGGGAUCUGGUGUGCAGCAGGAAGGGGAUGAACAAGGCAACAGCCACCAUCUUUUUUAUCGGUGUGAUGCUCGGAGCACCGUUAUUUGGGUUCCUGAGUGACAGGUUUGGUCGCCGCCCGCUGCUCCUGGUGUCUUAUUUGGGGACGAUGAUAUUUGCCGUCUGGAGUGCUUUCUCCACCUCCUAUGUGAUGUUUACCAUCAUGAGGUUCUUGACUGGCAUGGCCCUCGCGGGAAUAAGUAUCAUCUCCAUCGCGUUAAAUGUUGAAUGGUUUGGCAUCGAACACAGGACCUUUUCUGGAGUAAUCAUAAGCUUGGAUUGGACGAUUGGAAAUUUUGUUCUGGUUGGCAUUGCGUACUUUAUAAAAGACUGGAGGAUGCUCAUCCUGGCAGUGACUUCUCCCUUGAUACUCGCCGUGAUUGCUUGGAGGUGGCUUCCAGAGUCUGCGAGGUGGCUGCUGGCAAAUGGGAAGGCGGACGCUGCUCAUUAUUACAUAACGCAAUGUGCCAAGACUAACAACAGAACCAAGGUCAUGGCCACCGUCACACCUGCGGAGUUACUGCAAGCUGCUCAAGUUGAAAACAGAGAAAAUAAAUACAGCAUUGUGGAUCUUUUCAAGACCCCAAAUAUCAGGAAACUCUCCAUAUGCUUAGGGAUAGUAUGGUAUGGAGUUGCCUUCACAUACUACGGGAUAAGUCUGAAUAUCACUGGGUUCGGACUAAACCCAUACCUCACACAAUUCAUAUUUGCAUCCAUCGAAAUGCCCAUGAAGGUCGCUGUGUAUUUCUACCUGGAGAAAAUUGGCCGAAGGUCCGGUGAGGUGGGAGCCCUGCUGUCGACGGGGCUCUGCCUCUUCAUCAACUUAUUCGUUGCAAAAGAUAAGUGGAUCGUUCGUACUGUGGUGGCCGUCCUGGGUAAAUCGCUGUCUGAAGCCUCGUUCACCAUCGUGUUCCUCUACACAACUGAACUCUUUCCUACAGUCGUACGACAGAACGGUUUGGGCUUCACCUCCUUCAUAGCACGUCUGGGCGUCUCCAUCUCUCCGCUCGUCAUGCUGCUGGAGGACGUGUGGCACCUCCUCCCUGCGGUCACUUAUUGUGCCGUGGCGGUGGGAUCUGGUUUAGUGGCGUCUCUUCUUCCUGAAACUCUGAACACCUGUCUGCCAGAGUGCAUCGAGGACAUUGAGAAACCCAGUAAACGAUCAAGAGACAAACCAGCAGAGUCUGAAGUUGAAGCCAACACGGAUCUGCUUUUAACCUGCAGUGCUUCAAACGGCCAGCAGGGGGCGACUCAGCAACAAGAAGCCGUUGUGUAGAAGUCUUAUGAGAAAAUGACCUGCUUCUUACUUGAUUUAUUAACUCGGUUAACAUUUUCCUAAUUAGGUUAUGGUGCCAAAUGCUAUGCUGUAGUCUUCUUUAAUAUAUAAUGAUGUUCAUUUUGUAAAUCAAAGUACAAUUUAGAGUCAAAUAGCCGAUAAAAGAGGAUGUGCUUUAGGGAAUUGUCUGUGUUUUUCCCCCCUAACUUUAACCCUGAAUGUGUUUUUAGAUUUUGAAAUGUACUUUGGAUGUAUACAAUAUCUUGUACUUACCUUCACCUGCGUGCAAAAACACAACAGGGGCUUCAAAGAGCAGUAUAUUGGAGAAGCUGGAUUCAUUAUGCCUGUCGACAGUAUUUUAGUUUGACGUUUUUAUGAUUAUUGAUCAGUUGAUGUGAUGUGUACUGUUUUGUAACAAUCAUAUUGAUAAACUAACAAAAAAUACUUCAGGAUUGAACAUAUUUAAGCUGUACUGUAUACAUUGGCUAUACUGUAUGGAUAAAAGUCGGACAAUUGAAGAAAAAGAAGUGUAAAUGUACUUGGCAAUAAAAUUGUACCAAAUUAGAACACUAA